GCGGGACAGGCAGCGGCCUCCGCCCCGGGCGGUGGCGCGGGUGGGUUUGUUUGGGGGAUUUCCUCCCAGCCCCGCGGCUGGUGGUUCUUCUCUUGUGGUGCCUCCGCUGCUGCCUAGCCCCGGGGUGUUGGGCGUUUCAUCGACGGGUGCAGGAGGAGUGCAGCGAACGGAGCUCGAUGACUUUCAUGGGUCUGUGCACUGAGUUCAGGCUGUGCUUCGGGCAGGUAAGAGGUCAGAGUCUGGAGAAGACACUGAAGAAGAUGCAGGCACACUGAGGACUUCAGAAAAGUGAGCCAUGCAUCCUUCUGAAAGCUGAGAAGUAGCCCUCUGUUAGGGUCAUGAACCUAAGACAAGUCUUUGUGUCGCUACUGAUGUUUGGAGUAGCUGGUCUACUCCUCUUCAUGUAUCUGCAAGCUUGGACUGAAGAACAGAAUACAGCUUACUGAAAUGGAACAAGAUUGUGGCUUAAAAGAUAGUUCAUACGUAAUGAAUUACAGAGGCAAAUGUUUACAGAAGAAUCAGUUUUGCUGGAGAGUCUGACUGGAAAUGAAAAAGGACCCUGCUCAAUAACAGUGUCUGGAGAAAAAUUGCAGCAACAGAUAACUAUGCAGGGGUCAGGAAGAGGAACUUUUUGGAGAGGUGGUCAGCUGUCACUCUACCUACUCAAACCCACUGAUGUCACCUAUUUAGAAGCCGUCAUUUGGUUCCCUACUACCAGUUCUGGUUGUGCAGCCACUGGGGAGCAAGGACUCCAGAUCACAAAGGAUUUCAUGCUCCCACCUCCAGGGAUGCAGAGGAAAGCGGCACAGAGCAGGCACAUUCCUCCUGGACUUGGUAGGCAGGAGGUGGCCAUCAUGGGCAACCGGCAGUGGGAAGGUAAGGCCAACUCUUUUGGUGGAGUCUCCUUGGUGAGUGGACUGUCUGACCAGCAGAAGAUCAGCAAGUCACCCUUCAGCCAGUUCAAAGAGGUGUAUUUUCCCCCUGUGCUGCACCCUUUGAACAAGACUUUGGUUAUGGGUGACCAGUGGAAGGAUGUUGAUAGAACCCAGGAAAAGCGUAGAUCCUUCCUGUAUGAGUUCUGCAAGAAAUACAACAGUAUGAAGAAGUUGCGAACUCACCUGGUGCACAUAGUGUCAAGAAUUUACGUGGAGGACAGGCACAAGGUCCUGUACUGCGAGGUGCCAAAAGCAGGCUGCUCCAAUUGGAAAAGGGUCCUCAUGGUGCUCAAUGGACUUGCCACUUCGGUACACAAUAUUUCCCAUGAUGAUGUGCACUAUGGAAAGCAUCUAAGGAAACUGGACAGUUAUGACCUACAAGGAAUAUACACACGCUUGAACACAUACACCAAGACUAUAUUUGUACGUGAUCCUUUGGAAAGACUGGUAUCUGCCUUCAGAGAUAAGUUUGAACAUCCAAAUAGCUAUUACCAUCCAGUGUUUGGGAAGGCAAUAAUUAAGAAGUAUAGACAUAAUGCAAAUGAGGAGGCAUUGGAAACAGGAUCAGGAGUUAAGUUCAAGGAGUUUAUCCAGUAUCUGUUAGAUUCCCAUCGUCCAGUAGGAAUGGACAUUCACUGGGAGCAAGUCAGUAGGCUCUGCUAUCCCUGCCUCAUCAACUAUGAUUUUAUAGGAAAGUUUGAAACUCUGGAAGAAGACGCCAAUUACUUUUUGCAGCUGGUAGGUGCUCCAGCUGAGCUAAAGUUUCCUAGAUUCAAAGACAGACAUUCCUCCGAUGAGAGAACGAGUGCAGAAGUAGUGAGGCAAUACUUAAAGGAAUUGUCUAAGGAGGAGAGACAGCUGACCUACGACUUCUAUUACUUGGAUUAUUUAAUGUUCAAUUAUACAUCACCAAUUGUAUAGUGCUGGGAUAGCUUCAGGCUUCUAUUAGAUAUUUAUCAUUUUUGGAUUCAGAACAACUACUUUGAUACUACCCCUGAAAGGAAACAAAGUAGCUGCUAAGUGGAGUUGUCUUGACAAAUUGCAGUAAAAUGCCUGAAAAAGCUGCUUUUACCAUUAUUGUGGAAGAGGUAGCUCAGCCAGAUGCUACAUUAGCUUACCUAAUGUUCUUUUUAUGGUUUAAGAAAAAAUCAUUCAGAAUAGCAUGAUUCCUUUUGGUGUGUCUGCUUCAGAAAUUGGUUUCAAAACUAUUUUUGAAUGUAUUUUUUACUUUCUGUCUCUUAUUAAUAAAGAACCAUUGGCUAAUUUUCUAAAAA
This is a messenger RNA of Numida meleagris (helmeted guineafowl), 2209 nucleotides long. It is a transcript of the gene CHST9, whose product is annotated as carbohydrate sulfotransferase 9. Lineage: Eukaryota; Metazoa; Chordata; Aves; Galliformes; Numididae. Gene Ontology annotation, cellular component: membrane. Gene Ontology annotation, molecular function: sulfotransferase activity. The transcript has 7 exons. The record is from RefSeq and is a predicted model, not a curated record. Bases 504 to 1856 code for a protein of 450 amino acids. Gene Ontology annotation, biological process: carbohydrate biosynthetic process; proteoglycan biosynthetic process.